Messenger RNA from Centropristis striata (black sea bass), 1770 nucleotides. RefSeq names its product jumonji domain containing 7 (gene jmjd7). NCBI's taxonomy places the organism in Eukaryota, Metazoa, Chordata, Actinopteri, Perciformes, Serranidae. The record is from RefSeq and is a predicted model, not a curated record. The transcript is spliced from 9 exons. Gene Ontology annotation, molecular function: 2-oxoglutarate-dependent dioxygenase activity. Bases 669 to 1604 code for a protein of 311 amino acids.
CUGCUUCAGGAACUCCAACACCUCCAGGACCUGGUCCAGGACUUCCAGGACCUGCUCCAGGCUGAGUGCUGCACAGCUGAAAGUGAUCCUGUGAUCAGCAGCUUCAGAGACUUGUUCACUUACUCCUUAAGAACAGCUUCUUGUUUAUUUGUUUGUUUGUAUGUUUGUUUGUUGUCUUCAGGCUGUUUGAACAUCUCCACCAUCACACUGACAGAUUAAAGACUUGUGAACAUUUAAAGAGAGAAAACAAUCAAGCAGUUUGUGUCUGAAGCUGCAGAGGUCAAACGUCACAUCACAGACAUCACAGUAGAGCUCAUCAAUAGAGUGAUUAGAAUAUUUAAUGUAUAAAUACAAUAAUAAAAAUAAUAAUAAUAAAAUUAAAAAAAUACAUGUAUAUGAGCUGAAGUUCGGCCUCCGUCCUGCAGGGGAAGCUGCUCAUAGCGCUGCAGGACACAGCUCUGCUGCACGUGCGCACCGGAUGUAAACAAAGCGGCAUGGCGCGGAGCGGAUCAGACGGCAGCGGAGCGAUCAGCGAUCAAUAACUUCAUCUAGAUCAAUAACCCAUCACUGAUCGAUCAAUAACUUCAUCUAGAUCUAUAAUCCAUCAUCUGAUCGAUCAAUAACUUCAUCUAGAUCUAUAAUCCAUCGUCUGAUCGGUUUAUUGUCUCAUGGAGUCUGUGAAGGAACGACUGGCAGAGUUUUCAACGGAGGCUCACGACCUGUACCCGAGUCGGGUCGUGCCGUACCUGGACGAGCCUCCUGAGCCGCUACAGUUCUACAGGACGUGGGUGGCUCCAAACCGCCCCUGCAUCAUCAGGAACGCCUGCAGCCAUUGGCCGGCUCUGAGCCGCUGGACCCCGCAAUACUUGAGGGAGAAGGUGGGGUCAAAGGUCAUCAGCGUGGCGGUGACACCAAACGGAUACGCUGACGCCGUCAACGGUGAUCGCUUUGUGAUGCCUGAGGAGCGCCGCAUGAGCUUCUCCACUGUGCUGGACAUCAUUGAGGGGAAGGUGCAGCAGUCUGGUGUGUGUUACAUCCAAAAGCAGUGCUCUAACCUGGUGUGUGAGCUGUCGGAGCUGCUGGAUGACGUCGAGUCUCACGUCUCCUGGAUGAGCUCGGCGCUUGGCAAGUUACCGGACGCGGUGAACUUUUGGCUUGGAGAGGCGAGCGCCGUGACGUCCAUGCACAAGGAUCACUAUGAGAAUCUGUACUGUGUGAUCUCUGGAGAGAAGAACUUCCUGCUGCUGCCGCCCACAGACCGGCCCUUCAUCCCCUACGGUGUGUACCAGCCAGCGGUGUACCGGCAGCGGGACGACGGAGAGUUCGAGGUCGUGGACCAAAGCGACUCUGAGAAGGUCCCGUGGAUCCCUCUGGAUCCUCUGGACCCGGACCUGGACCGGUUCCCUCAGUACCGCAAGGUCCAGCCGAUCCGCGUCACCGUGAAGGCCGGAGAGAUGCUCUACCUGCCGUCCCUCUGGUUCCACCACGUCACACAGACACAUGGCUGCAUCGCAGUGAACUUCUGGUACGACAUGGAGUACGACAUCAAGUACAACUACUUCCAGCUGCUGGAGACGCUGACCGAGGUCACGGCGUCAUCGUGACAUCACAGCGUGACAACACGUUGCAAGCGGUUUCUGCAUCAUGAGUAAAUAAAGUGAAUUAAAAAUAAACUUAUGAAGCAACUGAACAACAAAAGUCUGUUUGAUUUCAUUCAGAUUAAAGAAUGAGACUUUAAAAGUAAAAUAAUUAAAAUAGAAAUCCAGUUUU